CUCACACUAGCACACAGUAGCACCACCUCCACGUGUGCUCCUUCCCUCUCUCAUUAAUUACUGAAGAACAUUUAGACGUCAACAUCACAGUUCGCCGAAAGCUCGAUAUUGAUUCUUUAGUCAAUUGUAAACAAGUGUCGAGAGCUUACCACAGUUUAUGAAAUGUGCGAAUGUAUGCCACUGACGCCGCCCACCCAUCUACUAACGUUUCAAGGCACACACCUGCAUUCCUGGGUGUGAAUCGCCCACACGUGCUGACCACCAGCUGUGAGAAUAUAGGGAAACAUUGCAGGAGACUUGAAUAGGUAUGGUGGCGUCCCGUAGUGAUGGUAAACCAUGCGCAGUGCCUACCCACUGCUGGUAGACCACAACGGCUGGAGUGGAGGUAACUGUAGGGACCCCACCUCCUUACUACGAUCCCUGGGCGUCGACCUCUCACGCCCUGCUCAUCCACCCACGCUGCACGCCCACCAUGAUAUUGAGAUCCACGUGGAAGACCCGCCUUCGUCAUUCAGCCACGAAUACCCCCAGCCCCUGGCCACCACGCACCAACAGAGAGCAGCCACGUUGGCAGCUGUUGCCGACCACCGCACCAGCAAAAUCAAAUCAAGUGACAUCUCCCGCGCCUCUUCCAUCAAUAGGACGGUUCAACGUCUCCAGCUGAGCAUUCACCCGAAGACUGAAAUACACUCUGAUACUAGGCGUGUUGAAGGGCGCUCCGACGGGCGUACGGAUACUCGGGGUCAAAACACCAGCUCAUCUCGUAGCUCCGGUGCUAGCACCACAACGCCGCGGAACUCUCCCAGGACGACUUCCCCGCGCUCAUCAUACGGGGGUCGGCGGCAGGAAGGUAUUCAUCCAGGGGUUGCUGUGGGGUUAGACCAGCAGGAGCGUCAGCAGAACCACCGCGAGUACCCGAGGGGUAGUAAUGGCACGGGUAGCUGUGGGGUGGCCGCCCCCGCCUUCAGCCUGCCCACCAUAAUGCGCCCUUCCCGGCCCUCACAGCUGUCCCUGUGCUGCUCCUCCCCAGAAUACUAUUACAACGAGGAGAGACUGCGUCAGGAGCCUGAACCAGGGCUGCUCAACUGUUGUGACACCAAGAUCUCCUGCUGCCCCUGCUCACCCUGCUGCGAACCCUACUGCCCCGUCGGCCACAUGAACACAGUGUGCAUGUCCCUCAUCUGUACCGCCAUUAUACUCUUCAUCGUCCUCUCUCCUCUCUUCCACUACCUCGUUCCCACGUAGGUCAGGCACACACCUGACCACACGCCUACUUGGCCACACUCCCACCUGUCCACAUGCCUACUCAUUGGCCCAGCUGUGUGGUGGAUGGCAGUGUGAUGGUUGGCGUGGCAUUGUUGUGGGCGCUGUAUCCUGUCACUGUUGAAACACCAUUGAGGUGAGUAACCAAUUACAUGAUGACGCCCACCACUGCUGCUGUAAGUGUGUGGAGUCUCACCUUCCCCUUCAUUACCCCCACUUCUCGUGUAAAUAAGACACACUCCGUGUUAUGACAUAUUAUUGUUAAGACGCCUCGUCCAUCAGUUUACCCGGAGAACAAGACUGGUAAAUAUACGAAGGUGGAGAGAGGUCCUAAGGUGGAAAAAUGGGAUCAUGAAGUCACUAGUGAGUAGUUAAUUUAGUAAAUGAGGUUAGGUAAUCACGGUGACUUCAUAACCUCACUCCUUCACAGGAGCCCUUGUCUAUCCUUCACAAACAUUCACAGCCCGCUGCCCCCAUCCCCUGGGCAUUGACAUGUCUUGGGUUGUUCUCUGAGUGAAUUGAUGAAGUCCCAGGUGGAGGAAAGAUCUAGUUGACAUUCUGUCAUUAUAUUUUACCAUAGUGUGUCUUGUUUACACACUGUCAUUAUACUUUACCAUAGUUUGUCUUGUUUACACACUAUCAUUAUGCACUACUUUUAUAUUACCUCUCCUCCCAUCAUGUUAUCUAUGUAUUCCAUCACAGCAA
This is a messenger RNA of Cherax quadricarinatus, 1968 nucleotides long. The record is from RefSeq and is a predicted model, not a curated record. NCBI's taxonomy places the organism in Eukaryota, Metazoa, Arthropoda, Malacostraca, Decapoda, Parastacidae.